Molecule: messenger RNA, 845 nt
Organism: Tetranychus urticae (two-spotted spider mite)
Lineage: Eukaryota; Metazoa; Arthropoda; Arachnida; Trombidiformes; Tetranychidae
Source: RefSeq, a predicted model, not a curated record
CCAUUUCUUUCUUUCUUUUUGAAUAACGACAAUAUUUUUGCUCUUCUUUGCACCCAUUUUUCAUGUAAUUUUUUACUCUUUUUUAACCAGUUUUCUAGUUCCUUCAAUUGUUUGGAUGUGCAUCUAUUGAUUACUGAUUAAUUUUACCGAUUUCAAUGUUUCUAUUACAGUGUUGCUGUUGAUUUUGUGUUUGUUUUCAACCAACAAAUAUCGUAACUUCAAAGUGAAACAAUUUCAACGGAUUAUUAACUGGAUUACAUGUGUCUUUGUUGAUCCAUCAAAUUGGUGUUUUACAUUUUGUUGAUCAACUCUUCUCUUUGAUAUUUGUCGAGCAGUUUAAUUAGUUGGAUUUAAACAUGGUUUUAUCGGUUUGGCAAAAAUCGUCUUCUUCUCAAUCGUUGCAACUGGAUUGUUGCUUUUAUUAUUGAUACACUUCAAAUUAUCAUCACAAUUAUUCAUCGCAAAACAUAGGUCAACUUUGAUACACAAUGUUAUCAAAUAGAUACAUUGGUUUGUUUAAUAAACAAUUUUUAAUUGUUACAAUUUGUCUUUACCUUGUGCUUGUCAACACUCUCAUUCAACCAAUCAACUGUCAAUCCGAUCAAGACAAAUUGCUCGUCCAAAGGGUAAAGACGACGGUAAAUACGAUCUCAUUGCAAUGGUUAGCUCCUAAAAAAAUUGCCAUCACUAGUGGCCUUAGGCCACCGCAAAUGAUGGUCUAUCAUUAUUUACUAGCAAAUGGUUCUGAACCACUCAACAGUCAUAACAUACCAUGGAGCUCCAAAGGAGUUAAGAUUGGUUUGUCGUCCGAUCAAUCAACGGGCUCAGCUAUAAAUACUUGGUAA